AUUUAUUACGGAAUUUGGGUAACAGUCUGUGUAACGGCAUCUUGGGUUGGUGCCACCCAUUGCAUAAAAUAUCUAUUUUUACCAAUAAGAGAAGAACCUGCAUCUUCUAUUGAAACGAACGAUGAAUCGCUAAAUAUCACACCGGUUUAUACUCAUUAUGCUGUAACAUAUAGAGCUCCAUUCUUCACAACAUGGUUCUUAACUUCUUGGACUAUACUUUUCUUUCCCAUUUACUACGUAAUCCGACUGUUAUCGAAAAAAUGCGUAAAUCCGAUCGACAUUUUAUCGGAGAGUGUGCGUGAUUUUAAGGAGAAAGGUUUCACUGCGGUUAGAUUUUCAGUUCGUUGCAGCAUUUUUUGCCUUCUCUGGGUUGGAACCAACUACAUGUACGUAAGAUCACUACAGAUCUUGUUGGCUACCGAUGUUAUGUCACUGUUCGCCACGAACAUUUCGUCAGUUUAUCUUCUAUCAUGGGUUAUUUUACACGAGCAAUUCGUCGGGAUACGGAUUAUGGCUGUGAUAAUGUGUGAUACGGGAGUUGCUUUAUUAGCCUAUAUGGAUGGUAUAACCGGAAGUCCAACGUUAGGCGGAGUCGUUUUGGCAGCUUUGGCAGCGGGCGGAUCGGCUGUUUAUAAAGUUAUGUUUAAGAAAGUUAUUGGGGAUGCCUCUUAUGGGCAGGUAGCCCUAUUCUUUUCUGUCAUCGGGACGUUAAAUGCUAUAUUAUUGUGGCCCGUUUGUGUCGGACUAUUUUUGACUGGUGUCGAAACGAUGGAAUGGACCGAAAUACCAUGGAUCGCACUUUUAGGGGCCAGCGGAUUAUCGUUAAUUGCAAAUCUAUUGGGAAAUUUCAGUGUGGCUUUAACAUACGAUUUGUUUAUAACGUUGGGGUUAAUAACUGCUGUACCAGUUUCGGCAGCUCUAGACGUAAUUCUUUACGAUGCUCAGUUCGAAGGGAUGAAAUUAGCAGGAAUUAUAUUAAUAGCCGUUGGAUUUUUCUUGGUUUUGUUUCCGGAUAAUUGGCCGGAUUACAUAACGCGACUGUUAAGAAAAUCGAGUCGAGUCUUCAAGGGCCAGGUUUGUUUAAGAACUACUAAAGAAACCGUAAAUUUUAAUAUCAAAUUGUCGCUAAAUAGCUAAUUAACAUCGAGAAAAAUCAUCUUUCAUACAUCAAACAUUUUGCAUUAAAACAAUAACGUUAUUUUAUAGGCAAUAACAAGAAUAAAUGCAAUUUGUCUAGCAUUUUUUUAAAAUUUCGUUGAUACACAAAUCUCGUAUUACCUUCUCGAGUACCUAUCAUGUCGAUUCUCUAAGAUUUGAUGCAAUUAUUCUUGUCACAUCCUGUAUAUUAUCAAACCCGUGCUACGAU
Onthophagus taurus is the source of this 1366-nucleotide messenger RNA. The record is from RefSeq and is a predicted model, not a curated record. NCBI's taxonomy places the organism in Eukaryota, Metazoa, Arthropoda, Insecta, Coleoptera, Scarabaeidae.